Messenger RNA from Rattus rattus (black rat), 2387 nucleotides. RefSeq names its product potassium channel tetramerization domain containing 15 (gene Kctd15). Gene Ontology annotation, biological process: protein homooligomerization. The record is from RefSeq and is a predicted model, not a curated record. Gene Ontology annotation, molecular function: protein binding. The transcript is spliced from 7 exons. NCBI's taxonomy places the organism in Eukaryota, Metazoa, Chordata, Mammalia, Rodentia, Muridae. Bases 265 to 1116 code for a protein of 283 amino acids.
GAAAGUAACUCCAGGACGAGACCGGAGCGACCCGCGCGCAUCGAGCACUAGGCGACGGGGCUGCGCCGGGCGCCCGACACCGGCGGCUGCGGGGGGCGGGGGCUGCGCCGGUGCCCGAUCCACCGCUCCGGCUCCGAGCAGUGUUCUGGGAAGAAGGGUCGUGGUCCACCACAGAUGCGUUUGUCAGAGGGAGCAGUGGAGAUUCGGGUCAAGGCUUAAGGCCUGGGGCUUCCAAUGAUACUCUGGGCAGGGAUGGAAGCCUAGAUGCCUCACCGCAAGGAGCGGCCGAGCGGGUCCUCGCUUAACGCACACGGCAGCAGCGGCACCGCGGAGGGAGGAAAUAUGUCCCGGCUGUCACUCACCCGGUCGCCUGUGUCUCCCCUGGCUGCCCAGGGGAUCCCACUGCCAGCUCAGCUCACCAAAGCCAACGCACCUGUGCACAUCGAUGUGGGAGGUCACAUGUAUACCAGCAGCCUGGCCACACUCACCAAGUACCCUGACUCCAGAAUAAGCCGUCUCUUCAACGGCACGGAGCCCAUUGUCCUAGACAGUCUCAAGCAACAUUAUUUCAUCGACCGGGAUGGGGAGAUUUUCCGCUACAUCCUGAGUUUCCUGCGGACGUCCAAACUGCUGCUUCCAGAUGACUUCAAGGACUUCAACCUACUGUAUGAGGAAGCGAGGUACUACCAGCUGCAGCCCAUGGUGCGUGAGCUGGAGCGCUGGCAGCAAGAGCAAGAACAGCGACGUCGUAGCCGGGCCUGUGACUGCCUGGUGGUGCGGGUCACCCCUGACCUGGGUGAACGGAUCGCACUCAGUGGAGAGAAGGCCCUCAUUGAGGAGGUCUUCCCGGAGACCGGAGAUGUCAUGUGCAACUCUGUCAACGCUGGCUGGAACCAGGACCCCACGCACGUCAUCCGUUUCCCUCUCAACGGCUACUGUCGACUCAACUCGGUGCAGGUCCUGGAAAGGCUGUUCCAGAGAGGGUUCAGCGUGGCCGCCUCCUGUGGGGGUGGUGUGGACUCUUCCCAGUUCAGCGAGUACGUACUUUGCCGGGAAGAGCGGCGACCGCAGCCCACCCCAACUGCUGUCCGGAUAAAGCAGGAGCCCCUGGACUAGGCAGGCGCUGCCUCGGUGCCCACCUAAGACCCCUCGGUCCUGGGGCAACCCCAAGGACAUGGAAAUAGUGCUGAGGAGCCCUGCCUGUUUGCGCUGCACAGUAGGCCCAAGACUGAGGGCGGGAACGGAGGGUCUGAGCUCACCCCCGGGAAUGCCAGGUGCGGAGGUAACCGGUCGAGGCGUGCCGGAGGCAUGCCCACGGAAGGACUGUUAAUAUGACCGGGAGAUGCCGCGGCUGCUGCAAGGGUGCCGCCAGCUUCCCAGCCCUCCCACUCCUCAGCAUCCUCUGGUACAGCAUCCUCCGCUGGGCCAGUCACUCCAGAGCAGCUGUUUAUCCUCCACACUUGGCAGACAUAUUUUUCUACAGUAUUUAAAACAGGACUAACUGUCACUGCACAGGUCGGCAAGGCUAACGAGGACCAUUGCUGCUUUUACCUGGUGCUCAGUUCUCAGUCCAACUGUUCAGCAAGCAAAGGAUGGGAUGCCGGCAUUCGGGCCCAGGUGCCUGCUGGGGCUGUGGGGACAGAUGUGGGGUGGCGGUGCUACAGGAGGUGGAACAGGGUCCUGGAGGGGCAGGGCAGCUGGGAAGAGGGCAAUGGGGGGGGCGCGGUGUGACUCUGUGACUUUUAUCUGAGACACUCUGCUGCCACCUGUGUCCCAGAAUGCACUUGGUGCACACCUGACCUGCUAACGCCCAGGGGCUUCCAAUCCCAACUGACUGUGCUCACAUCUGGGUUCUUGGAGAACUCUCCACCCACCCAGUCAGCAUGGGAAUCACAGCUUAUCUCAGGAAUGGGUCCUUCUACCAAGGGACCCAUCUGUCAGCAUCACUCUCUGGGUCCCCAGCUCAGGGAACCACCCUCCACUCUAGCUCCAGUUUUCCCAUUCAUAUGCACAUCAAGUGUUAAUUAAAUGUCCUAAAACUAGCCUGUCUGUAAGGCCCAGACCCAGACUUACCUAGUGCUCUUAACCCCAGUUUUCCAACAAGGACUGGUCCUGAGAGGUCCUCACAGAUCUGCCCUCUCCCAGAGGACAGGCCCAAAAGAUGGAUACCCUGGCCUUGUCACAUCUCCCUUAGUUCCUCCCAAGUGGAGGAACGGCAGAGAACUGACAGAUGGGGUGCCCUGGCCGGCACCCCCUUGUGUACAGCGCCUGUAGAACUUGUAUAUGACUCCUUUAAUAUUGUAAAGACGCUGAUGUACAAUUGUUCCGUGUUUGUGUGAACACACCGCGUUCCCGGUUCAUGCCAUAAAGGACGCUAUAAAGCAAAA